Molecule: messenger RNA, 636 nt
Organism: Temnothorax curvispinosus
Lineage: Eukaryota; Metazoa; Arthropoda; Insecta; Hymenoptera; Formicidae
Product: tyrocidine synthase 1-like
Exons: 4
Source: RefSeq, a predicted model, not a curated record
CUAUGUUUCAGAUACAACGCUUAGUCCUUGUGCCAUCGUUGUUGCGUUCAUUGCUCAUGUAUCUAAACAUGCGAGAUAAUGACAACGUUCUCGAUCGCUUGAAACUCUGGAUCUGUUCCGGAGAAAUUUUGUCGGUCGCAUUGGCCAAUCAAUUUUUCACCACGUUUGACAACAAGAGCAAGAUAUUAGCUAAUUUCUACGGUAGCACGGAAGUCAUGGGUGACGUUACAUAUUACCUAUUAAGCAAACAAGAACAAUUACAAGGGAUGGAGAAAGUGCCAAUCGGAAAGCCGAUCGACAACUGCAUAACUUAUGUCGUGAACAAGGACUUGCGACUGAUCCCCCAGGGAGAAGUCGGAGAGCUGAUCGUGGCUGGAAGAAAUCUUGCCGCGGGUUAUAUAGGUGGACAAGACACACAUAAAUUUUUGGACAAUUCUUAUGCCAUUGAUCCAGAAUAUCCAAAAAUCUUCCGUACGGGUGAUUACGCUAAAAUUGUCAAAGAGUUGGUAAUUUACGAAGGACGAUCUGCGGAUUCGCAGAUCAAGAUUAGAGGUCACCGUGUCGAUUUCACGGAAGUCGAAAAGGCGGUCGCCAAGGUACCCAAUAUUGAUAAAGUUGUGGUUCUCUGUCACAAAC